Messenger RNA from Aspergillus saccharolyticus JOP 1030-1, 1614 nucleotides. RefSeq names its product Zn(II)2Cys6 transcription factor. The transcript has 5 exons. Gene Ontology annotation, biological process: regulation of DNA-templated transcription. NCBI's taxonomy places the organism in Eukaryota, Fungi, Ascomycota, Eurotiomycetes, Eurotiales, Aspergillaceae. The coding region runs from base 1 to 1614 and encodes 537 amino acids. The record is from RefSeq and is a predicted model, not a curated record. Gene Ontology annotation, molecular function: zinc ion binding; DNA-binding transcription factor activity, RNA polymerase II-specific.
AUGUUGCUAUCCAAACGCAAGUCACAGGGGAACAGAUCCUCGACGGGGUGUCGCACCUGCCGAUUGCGUCGCAUCAAAUGUGAUGAAGCGCCCGAUGCCUGCAACAACUGCGUCUCCACAGGUCGCACUUGUGAUGGUUACGAGGCGCACCGGCUCCCCCGAGCCUGUGGCCCCCAAUCCAAACUACUCAAACAAAAGGUCACGAUAGCACACCCAGCACUCACCCGGGUAGACUUUGCGCUGCAAUGGGCCGUGACCUCGGACGAAGGUCGAUGUCUCUCUUUCUUCCAGCAUCGAUCGGUGCAGGACAUGGUCGGGUUUUAUGAUUCGUCACUCUGGCAGCGCCUUAUCCUCCGAUUGAGUCACACAGAGCCCGCUGUAUAUCAUGCUGCCGUUGCGCUUGGGGCCAUCAAUAACGCCCAGGACAAGAACAAGGUUCUGCUGCCCGGUCAGAAGCUGCAGAGCAUCUGGUACUGGUUUGGACUGGAACAGGCUGGACGCUCAAUCGCCCUGUUGAACAAGAGACAGUCUUCGCAGGAUCCUCAGUUUCAAGAGGUGAUCCUGGUCUGCUGUCUCUUGUUCAUUGCCUGCGAGAUGCUCGGUGGGAACUAUGAUAACGCGUGCGUACACGUCCGAGGUGGUCUUCAGAUUCUGCAGAAGCUGAACAUCCGAAGGAAGGUUUCGGGCGACUUCAUCUCGCCUGUGGAUCCAUGCAUAGUAGAGACAUUCUUGCAGCUGCAGGCCCAAUCCGUCUUCUACGGAAGUGGCGUACACUUGCAUGUUGACAGCGACAUGGUAUUUCUGCACCCCUAUGAAAAAUAUCUGGGGACAUUCCAACGAUUGCGAGAUGCGAGACGGGUUUGUGACCCACUGCUGAACACCGGAUGGCCGUUCGCGGCGCGCUGCUGGACCCUGUCGGAAACCGAGAUCAUGGCUGAAUAUGGCUUGUUACAGCGAAAGCAGCUUCUUCUUCUCUCUUCCCUGAAUCGGUUUUUGUGCCAACUAGACUGGCUAUCGAGUCUGUCGUAUAAUCGCUUGAGUGAAAAAGAACAGCGCGAGACAGACAUGACCAGAAUAAGUUGCCUUGCUCUGAGCUUCGCGCUCAAGACUUGUUUGCUCGACGGAAGCAAACCCUUGUCCCCAGACCUUGCCCAAGAAAGUGAGGACCUGAUCUCUAUAACUGAAACCGCUAUAAAGAAGCUGCGGAAUCAUCCGGUCGUCUCAUUGGACAGUCCCAUCGUUCCAGCGUUGUACAAUGCAGCGAGGAGAACCCCGGAUUUCUCUAUUCAGGUGAGGGCAAUAGCGUUGCUGAGGUUGUGGCAGCACGUAGAAGGAUUUGCAAACACUGCUCUAGUCGCAGACAUACUGGAGGAGGGUGUCAAAAUUGCCCUGAGGAAAUUGAGACAUGAGAUGAUUGCAGCAUCCCGUGUUGUAUUACCCGCCGGCCUCAUGUUUGUCCCCGCUACAGAUGGACGGACAUUUCUUUCGUCCCUCCCGCCCUAUGCUUUACUUGACCUACGCAUUGAAGGUUUCGACAGGAACAGCGACGUCACAAACACUAAUGCAUUGGACACACAGAAACACCGUGGCGUCCACACCGCUGAAGAAAGCUGA